CAUAGUUGAGAGAGCAUUAAAGAAAUUCAAGUUUAAGCGCAAAAGAUUCAAAAAUUUUAAAAAUAAAAACAAAACUUUAAAUAAAAACAAUUAAGAAAGUGUUUUGCAUUUACUGCUCAUACGUUCGUGUGUUCAUUAGUUUAAUAGAUCGGGAUCAUUCAUUCAUACAUUUGUUCAUUGAUCAAUCAAACUGUCUGUCGAUCAAUCAACUAUAAUAACAUACAUACAGAUAUAAUUAUCAAAUACAUAAUUGAAGAUUUGUGUGUAAAAAAAAAAACAACUAAAAAUAAUGUUGCACAGCAUAACGGUGAUCACCAAAUCAUUCAUCUGCAGCAUGAUGUUGCUCGUGUUGCUAAUGACCUCUAUGACUUUGGUGGAAAGCAAAGCUUUGGUGAAGACAAACAAUUUGCAACUACAAAACUCAAACGAACAAAAUAUCGAUAAUAUAAGCAGACAAUUUCUGUUCUUAAAAGGUGUAGGACGUGAAACAAGUACACCCGAUUUUAUACGUCUGGUAGUGAUGCGUUUCAUUUAUGGUUUGGCCUCCACCAUGGGUGUGGAAGAACGUUUGGAGGGUCUAUUCAAUGGCGCUUUUGUACCACCCAAUGCCGAUGGUGAUAUAUUUGGUUUCGGUGGAGAUGGUGGCGAUAGUGAAGACUUUGAUGAAGCAGCCCUAGAAAGUAUAUUCGCUGAUGAUGCAUUUUAAGUGUAACAAACUGAGUUUGUUAAUUUGUAUAUAAAAAAAUCUUUAGUUUAUUUAGUAAAUUAUUUAUUUAUAUUUAAUAGUUUUAAUAUUAAUUUAAAUAAAAAACAGCAACAACGAUCUAAUAUUAAGUAAUGUUUUAAAAAAUGAAAUUUUUAAAUGUGUUUUGUUUAUUAUUUAAAUUAUGUUUUGUUUUCAUAGUGUUGUUAUGAA
Lucilia sericata (common green bottle fly) is the source of this 916-nucleotide messenger RNA. RefSeq lists its product as uncharacterized. Lineage: Eukaryota; Metazoa; Arthropoda; Insecta; Diptera; Calliphoridae. The record is from RefSeq and is a predicted model, not a curated record. The coding region runs from base 290 to 706 and encodes 138 amino acids. The transcript has a single exon.